Messenger RNA from Colletes gigas, 12728 nucleotides. RefSeq lists its product as uncharacterized. The record is from RefSeq and is a predicted model, not a curated record. The coding region runs from base 1323 to 10700 and encodes 3125 amino acids. NCBI's taxonomy places the organism in Eukaryota, Metazoa, Arthropoda, Insecta, Hymenoptera, Colletidae. The transcript is spliced from 3 exons.
GGCGAUAGUUGGCAGCCCUGCCGGAUCGAGAAUCUCGAUCAACGAGAGAGAAGGAAGUAUCCAUCUACACAUCCAUCCAUCCACCGUACGGAGCCCCGUUGCACGUCGGGAAACUGAACAUGCACGUACGUCGUACAAGCGACGUAGAGUGUUGAAUGUGUCGAUUGCGUUCGGGGUUGGCUUGCACUUUUCGCGGUUGUAUGUGCGCGCAGCAACGUCGCGUGGUCGGCGAUCGAGGUGUCGCAAAGACUCCUAGUGUAUAGUGAAUGGGUGAUAAAAGGCGAGGUGAAAAGAGAAACUUGUUCUUUUCCUGGGACGCUCGCCAAUUCUGGAGGUGCACCGACUCUAUUGCGGCGUCGUUCUAACAAACAGCCGGGAGUACCGCAAAGUUCACAACUGUGCAUCUGUGUGCGGAGCAUCCAAUCACGGAAUUCGCGGGCUAAGAUGCCCGACGUGGCUCUUGUGGACAACGUCGGCAUCGAGUCCAGGAACAACGAAGCGGUGCGCGACGAGGAGACCGACGCUCGCUCCUGGUUUCCCGCGAAUAUACCACCGAUUCCAUUUUUACGUAUACCCGUGCAUAUGGGCGAACAAUUUCUUGUAUUUUGAAAAGUCGGACAGUGUUCGUGCAAAUUAACUGGCUGUUUUAAAAAAAAUAUAUAUAUACGUAUAUACAUAUAUAUAUAUAUAUAUAUAUAUAUUUGUGCUCAAUGUGUAGCACGGAUAGUUGCUAUUCUGUCUUAAGAUAACAACAUAAAAACAACGACUAUUUACUAACGCACUAUUUUUCUCAUACGGUUUUAAGGACACAUGUUACGCAUAAUGUGAUUAGAAAAAAUAUUUUGUGAAGAAUGUUUACGGUGCAAUUCAUAAAUCUAGGAGAACGUAUAUUAAUUAAAACUUGGUGAAUAUCUUCAAAGGGUUUGACAGAAAUUACAUUAAGUAUUCGUGCUUACGCCAGUUAAUGAAAAUAUGCAUGCAGCUACUAAAAAAGUGUUUUAAUAUCGGUACAUGUAUUUUAAGCUCGACGAACUAUAAAAUGAAAGAAUAAUAAUUACAAUGUGCGCAGAAAUUUAGAAAAAUCAUUUCUUUAAUACAGUUUCGUAUAAUAAUCGUAUUAAUUUUUCAAUGAAAUAAAAACACAUAGCGUCGCAGCGUAUGUUAAGACUAUAUUUUGAUGUAUAGAGUAUUUGUUUCGUAAUAUUAUAAAUAGAAGCAGUUAACAUUAAAGGUGCUCGUUAAAAGACAAAUGUGAAACGAAAGAUCUGUUUUGUUUUUCGAUGCUAAUAUUGUGAAAAGAUAGAACCAAAUAUCUUUUUAAGAUGUGCGAACAAACAGAGAUCAGUUACUUGGAUGGAGAUGUUGUAUGGGUAAAGCUUGGAGCUUGUUGGUGGCCAGGACAAGUUACUGGAUUUCAUAACUUACCUGAAGAUAUUCAAGAAGAAUUUAAAAAGAAACCUUUGAUAGCUGCUGUAAAAUUCUUUCAAGAGGAUACAUACGAAUUUGUCAAGAAUUAUCAUCAGAUUUAUAAGUACAAUUGCACUCAAAAAGAUGAUUUCAUCAGGAAAGGACUAGAUAAAUACAGAAACAAAAGUAGAGAUGGCUCUAGGUACAUGGAUAAAUUUCCUGGAGAUGUUGAAAUGGCUGAAAAGUUAACUGGAGGUGAUCCAGAUAUAUUAAGUCACGAUAAAUUUUCUCCGGAAGAGAAACCGAACAUAUCGGCUCUGUUCGGGGAUAAAAAAGUUACUAAAAAGAAACGAAAUCGCGAGGAUCUUCUUAGAAGAAGCGACAGUAUCGAAGUCGUACGAAAAAUAACACACCCACGGUUUUUAAAAGAAAGCGAUCAUGAAGUUCGAAUUCGUCAUCAGCCUAGUAGCUUACCGUCUACGCCAAAUAGUUCUGGUUCUCCACAAUAUCCCUGUCAUUUGUGCAAUUUCACUUCUUCCCGCGUUAACGUUAUCAUUUGUCAUAUAAAAAGUCAUACGUCUGGCGGCUCGCCAAUGUCAAAAUCAAAAGUAAAAACUUAUUCUCAAUAUAGAGGCAGACACUCGGAUGUAGAUACCCCUAAAAGAAAAUACGUCAAAAAAGAAAAAGUUCAGUUAAACAGAAGUAAAACUCGUAGCGAAUCUAACAAAAGAAAACAAUCUAAACAAAAUGAGAAAGUUGCUAAAAAGAAGAAAACGGAUCCUAAAAUUCGUGAUACUAUAUUGGCGGACUGGGAGGAUGAAUCAGAUGAAGAAAUUAGUCUAAUUCAGAGUGAUAAUAGUUUAUCGACAAAAAGUCAAUUUGAUCUUGAGAAAUCAGAAGAAUCUAAUCAAAAGGACAAUACAAUAUCAGAUACCACUGAAAUUAUCGCAGAAACCGAAAAAUUACUUAAAGAAACUGAAAAAUUAACAUCAAUUGAUUUAAUGGAGGACUCUAUGAGUGAUAGCAUUAAUACACCAAAAAGUUUGCAAUCAAAUCUUCCUGAUAAAAAAUCACUAGAAGAGAAAGACGUGAAAACGGAUGAUGUUGAUGUUAACGAAUCUACUAACAAAUCACAAAAAGAGAAGGCAAUUUUCAGUGCUGAUAAUGAAAGUAAAAUCAAAGCAUCAAACAAUGAUGAUAAAAAGUCGUUAUUAUCUUGUUUUGAUUUUCACGAAGAGGAGCCAUCUAUACCCCCUGUAAGGAAAAAAGCACGUGCGUUUCAUCAGAAGAAAGAAAUUAUAAAAGAAUUUGAAAUGAGUCAAGCUUUGAAAACGGAACAAGAAAAAGAUGCAGGAAGUAAUAAAACGGACGAUAUUCAUGUUAAACCACAAGAGUUUGUAAAGUUAGACACACAAGUAUCUUUGAGCGAUGAAGACAAACAAACGAACAAUGAAGUUGAACAAACAAAAGAAAAAAAUAAAUUUGCAAAAAUAUCAUCGGAUGUACAAAAAUCUGGUUCUGGUGAUGGUGAUGGUGAUGGUGAUGCAAAAUCCGAAAUUGUUGAAAUAUUCGAGGUGGUUGAGAAGGUUGAGGGUGAACAUAAAAACGCUGUAAAUGUUCCAAAAACUUCUGAUAUACAAGAUACCCGAGCAGCAAAUAUUGAUAAAGAAUUAACAGUAAAUAAAAAAUUGGAUACGCAAAGUGUGUCUACUGAUAAUAAACAAGUAGAACCUAACGAUACAGUUACCGAUGAUAGUACAGAACCUAUCAAACAGAAGCCUUCAAAAGAAACUGAAGAUAUUUUAUCCGAACAGUGUACAACAGAAACAGAGGAUGAAACUGUUUCCGAGUCUGCUGACACGCUUCCUGAACAGAGUGAAAAUUCAGAUAUAGAUAUGCUAGAUCAAGAUCAAGCUCCUAAUUCUGACUCCACGAGUAUUUUAUUAAAUAACGAUGAAUUAAAGAUUACUCCACAAGUUCGAAAGCGCAGAGGUAGGCCAAGAAAAUCAGAAAAAGUUCGUACUAGUACUAGUGGAAAUACUAGCGGAAACGAAAGUCCAAGAAUAAAGGAUAAUAAGUACACUAAAAAAGUGUUUGAAACAUUUGAGGCAGACAGGAGGACUUCUGAAUCUGACAGUGAACGUUCGAGCAGCGGCAGAAAACGUAAACCGAAUAAAAAAUAUUUAGAGACUAGUAUAUACCUACAAGAUGUGGAUCAAAAAAUACAUAAAACUGAUGAAAGUCAAUCUGAAAGUGAAGAAACGAGUUCCGAAAAAAUAAAAAAUAAAUCGAGGAGGAAUAAAAAGUUAUCAGGAAUUGACAAAAAAAUAAAUGAGGAUAGUGAGCUUGAACAACAAAAAGAGUUGGAAAUUUCUUGUAAUGUAUUGGAUGCAUCAGAGAAUAAUGUUAAUGUUUCUAGUAUAAAAUUAAAGGAUGAUUCAACUGAAAAUAAUUCGUGCAAAAAUCAAAUGAUAAUAGAGGUAGAUAAAGAAUUAAGCGACAAUCCACCUACCAUCGAGAGUUCUGAAAAAUUGCAAGUAUCUUCAAAGAAAAGCAAUUCUCCGAAAGAAUCUAAAACGUGUAUAGUUUCUAGGGAUACGGGAACGUCAAUAACAGAAAAUAUUUCUCAAAGUGAAAUUGUAACACCUGAAUUUGACGAAACAAAAGAUGAUGAAAUGGAAACUGAUCAUACAUUACCUUUGAGCAGUAUUCAUCAAGUAGAAUUAGAAGAUGUAAAAGUGGAAUCAUCAAAUACACUUCGGUUGGAACUUUCACCAGAGAAGGAAGUAUCUCCUCAACAAUCAGAUACCCUAAAACCUGUCGAUAUGCUACCGCCUAAAAAAUCUCAAAUAAAAAAAUUCGAGCUAUCGCAAAUUGAUUUUUUUGACACUGAUGUUUCCACCAAUAAAAGUACCGUAGAGUCUGAAUUAGAUAGUGGGCAAGAAAAAGUGAAAGACUCAAAUAUUGAAACAAUUAAAACUAACACAGACUCGGAAACAGUUACUUCUUUGAAACAAGAAGAAGAUCUUCCUUCAGAAAUACUUGAACAGAAUGUAGUAAAUGAAGAAAUUGUGAAUGAUACGCCAAAAGAAGAGAAUGAAGAAGAAGUUAUGAAAGAGACUGUAGAAAUAAAUCAGGAAAUUCAUAAUGUAGAAGCGGAAACAUCCGAUAACCAAGAACAAGAACUUAAAUUGGAAAAUUCAGAACAAGUAUCCAAAGAAGCACCAAGUGUAGUAAAUGAACCACAAAUUCCAAAAAAAUCAUCUAUGGAAACACGGUACAAAGGAAAAUUUACACCAGAAACGGGUGCUAAAGUAAAGAAAGAUAAAGAAUCAUUUUCAGAAGAAAAGACGACAAAUACGUUCCAAGAAGCUUUUUUGAAAACUCUACACAUGGAUAAGAAAAAAGGUAUUGUAGACGAUCAAGAAAUUAUUGGGAAAGGAAAGAAAAUUAAAAAACCAGUAAAAAAGAAACUUGAAAACGAAAAGGAUAUAAAUAUUUUACCAGUGACAACCCAAGAUGUAAAAACUGACGAUGAUUUAAGUAAAAAGUUAGAAACCAUUCAUAACAGUCAAGCUCAGGAAAAUAAUUCUCAAGUUACAGUCGUGAGCAAUUUUGAAGGUAUAGAAGUCAUAGUUGAUCAGAAUCUUGAAAUUGACACAAAAGUGGAUGAUAGUAUAUUACAAAACGUUGAUCAGCUCGCAUCGUCAUCGACUGAAUUUGGCAUUAUGUCCAAGUCACUAACGCAAUACCCUACCGCCGAGGACAGCUCUAAAUCUAUUAGCUUAGACAUACAAAAGGUAGACGAAUCUUCAAGAAUAUCUACGUCCACACCGUCGCCAUCAUCUGAUGUUACAGUACCAGUGAAAAAACGUGAAAUGCCACGAAUAAUUGAAAAUGUUACGUUAACCGAACCUAUGCAGAUUUUGAAAUCAAAGUUACUGGAUAAAUUACCACAGAAAGGAGUGAAGCAUAAACUAGAAACAGAUAAUAUGAAAAAAGGUGAUCAGAAAGGUAGUCCAAAGACAAAGAUAAUGAAAAUUGAAUCUCUUUCGCCAAACACCAAAAUGAAAACUGGUCAAAAGGUUACAUCACCUCAUCUGUCUUUGACUAAAAAAUUACAAGUAUUGAAGGCCGAGGAAGCAGAAACAGCCGCAAUGAUGGAAGCACAAAACGAACAGUUAAAUGUAAAAACGUCAAAAACUGCUACUGCGACAACUACAACUGAGAAAUAUAUUCAACAAAGUUCUCAGAGCCUGGCAGACAUGGAACUUGAUAUAAAUUCAAUGCCAUUUGUCUUGAGCGAAGAUGUUUUAACUCCCGAAAGCAUCGAACAAAUGCCUGUUGUUAUAUCCUCUAUUAUACCUGCAUCUAGUACGAUACCAGCAACUUUGUCUUUUACACCCACCACGCAAAUAGUGACACCUACUCAGGCUCAUUUUAAAUUGAACGAAAGUACAAGCGAACUAUCGCCUACGAAGAAAAAAAGCGGUACUCCUGCAAUUUUGAAAAAUAAAAGUAAAGCAAAACCAACAAUUACGAGUAUAAAAACGUUGGUACCGCCACUUACCGGUGGCGUAAAAGGUUUGAAAUUUCAAAAUGCGCCAGCAACAAGCAAAGUUCCUCCUCUAUUGACACAGAAGGGAACACCAGGUAAAUAUGUCGUUGUUCAAACAUCUGGAGGACAGCAAUUACGUUAUAGUGUUCAGGGGAAAACUGGCACGCAACAAAAGAUUGCUAUACCGUCUGGUAAAAGUACUGGAAAUACACAAAUAGUUCAACAAGGGGGCAAAGUUGUUAUAUUAACGUCAGCGCAAUCUGGUCAAACCAAAAUGUUACCUUUAAAUAUUUCCAAAUCAUUAGGUGGUAAAGUUCAAAGAAUUAUGACAAGUAAAGGUCAAGUACUUUGCCCUAUUAGUCCACAGGGUAUUAUAAAUUCAAAAACAAUAAUUGCUCCAAAAGGGGAUGGUGUUUCACCGACAACAUCUAAGCUUCCUACUGGCCAUAAGAUUAUUAAUACACAAAGUAUAAUAGCAUCAAAGGGGGUACUGACUCCAAUUUCAGGACCGAUUGCCAAGACGGCUCUGUUGGGAACCUUAUCUCAAGGAAUUCUUACAAAAGGUGGAAUUUACACCCCAAUAAGCGCUUCUGCUUUGAGCGGAAAAACUAUUAUUGGGUCAAAAACUUUAGUUACAAAAGGUACAACCAUUUUAUCUCCACAGAACUUAGGUACUUCGAAAGCUAUUUUAACUCCUAUAUCUCAAGCUAUUAGUACAAAAACAAUUUUGAGUCCUCAAGGUAUCGUAAGUACUAAAGCUACUGUAUUGACGCCAAUAACCGGGCAACAAGUAAAAGCUAUUGCGGCAAAAAGUCCAUCCAAAGGCAGCAAGGUACAUUAUCAAUCUGUACAACAAAAGGUGCAAUUACCUAUGUUACAAAAAUCGCAAAAAGCUUCAAUGUCUUCGCAAGGAAGAUCUGGACAACUAAAGGCUGCAAGUAAUACAGUAGUAUUACCGAAUACUGCACCUGCACAAAAGACUGGGCAGCAAGGAAAGAGAGUAAUGAAACAAACAGUUGUACAGCAAAAUAUUUCAUCUCAAGGCAGUACGCAACAGGCAAUAGGUAUUAAUCCACAGAUUCAACACAAAGGAAAAGCUGUAUCUUCGUCGUCUAUACAGAAAGUAAUUGUGCCUCGUGGUUCACGGCAAGCAAAAACGCAACAAAAAAUAUUUGUUCAGAAAGUACAAGAACCUGCAAUCACGACUGUACAAAGUAUUCACACGAAACAAUCAACACUAACAAGUGUGCCAAGUAUGUCUAAGACAAUGACUGAGCAAAAGCAAGCAAUCGGUAGUGCUACAAACAUAAAAACUACUACAAAGGGUCACAUAAUAAAUAAAACUACCCAACAGCAGAAAAAUUUAUUAAAUAUCGCAAUGAAUUCGGCAACUACAACCAAUGUAAAUGCAAAUCUUUCUACACAUUUAUCACUUCCUCCGCUCGAACCUAUUGAGCCUGAUAGAAAAUUAAAAGUAGAAAGCGUAGUUGCUGAAACUGUGCAGAAAGAACAACUUAAAGUAGAAAAGUAUAAUAUUGAGAAAGGUAGUGAAAUAGAAAAAAUAGAAGAACCAAAAAUAGCAACACAACCGCAAAUAAUGGCUUUACCGACAGAAAGCAGCGACGGGACGCAAACUUACGUUUUAGUAACUAUCGACGAACAGGGACAGAUACAGCCACUCGAUAAUAAUACUCUUAUGUCAUUAGAAGGCACUACGCAAAAUCCAGAUGGCACAAGAACUUUGUACAUAGAUCCCAGUUCAUUGGGAGAAGCAGGCACAUUAGACAACAUUGUUCUACAAUUUGACAGUGGUGUAUUGCCAAGUAUACAAUCUAGCGUUACAGAACCCACUCAGACAAUUAUAUCAGAAAGUUUCCCUACUUCAGAAGUAAUACAAACAUCAAAUCAAGAUAUUCUAGCAGCUGCUCUGGCUAAUACAGAUUUCCAACAAGAAAUUAGUUUAUCGGAUAAUCCACCAGGAUGUGUAAUGACUACUGGUUUAACUCAAACGAGUUUGAUUAAUCAGACUAUUUUACAAUCGACUAUCAUCCCUCCCACCGAGCCAAUAUCAUCUGCCUCUGUACUUGAAACAUCAUUGACUCUAAAUCAACCUAUAAUGACUCCACUAGAGGUGCCUAGUAAUUUACCAAUACAGUCAGAAUCAACUCCAACUUCUACUGUAGCAACUAUUCCGUCUUCUCUCGAAUUACCAAUAACGAUCACAAAUCCUAACAUUUCUUACAUUUCAACCGGAGAAGCACAGAUUCAGAUCCCUGGUAACUCUAUGCCAGAUAUUGGAGAAAUCAUGGAAAGUCCGAGUACAGCGGAAAUCACUCCAACAGAAAUUCCUGCAAGUACUCAGUACCUAGUGUUACCGAAUUUGGAAAGUAACAUCGCUGCAGAUACCCAGAAUGUACAAAAUGAUGCUAUUUCAAUGCCUAGUGUGUCAUAUUCAGUUUCAAUACCGAACAAUAUGGUUUUACAAGGUUCGCAAGUUCAAACUACUCCUUCAAUGCCUAUAAUAGAUGAUACUUAUACUGAAAAUGUGCAAUUUGCUUCUACCAUAGAAUCAUCGAUGACAACAGAACAAACUUUUGUAGAUGUACCUGUUUCCGAGAUGCUUGUUUCGAAAUCGCCUGUUUCUACAGAAAGUAUACAAUCGCAAGAUAUUACUGUAACAUCAGACAUGAUAGUAUCUCACGACGUUCCUGUAUCUUCUCAAGAACCUAUUGUAUCAACGAAUGAAUCUUCUAUUUUAAGCGAAGACCAAGACACAGUAAUAUCUUUGCAGGAAGAGAUCUCUUCUCAAGAAAUACCCACUAAAUCAGAAGUGAUGGUCUUACAAGAAACAAUUGUUGAAGAAGAUAGUUCCAAUGUUGUAGUGGGUAGUCAAAGUGAAGAAGUUAGUAAUAACGAUAGUAUAGAACAUGUGCAAAUUGCGGAACAACCAGACGAGUCGACGACGAACAAUGUAUCGAUAAUAGAUGAAACUGCUUUAGUUACAUCUGAAUCCAGUGGAAAAAUGUCACCUGUAGAACAUACGAGCUUCGAGGUUUCGGAUUCGAAUGAAAUAAAUAUGGAUAGUUCGCAACCAUCAAAACAUAUAGAAAAAUUUAAAGAAUUGAAUUUGAACGAACAAUCUAAUAAUAAAGUUCCCUCUCCUGAAUCCGAAGAACAGGCUGCAACGUCGAACGAAGUAGAAAUUGCUCAAGAGACAGCGCAAAUUUUACCUUCAGAAUCGUUGAACCGUUUAGAUGGGCAGAGUAUGGAUGUAGAUGAAGUUAUCGAGUCUAAUAUUCAUGCUGCGAGUACAAUAAAAGAAGACUGCCAAAGAGACGAACCGUCGUCUCAGGGAGAAUCAGAUUCGGUUCAAAGAAAUUUAGAAUUACAUUUUGAAGAAACGAAUUCAGAGACUAAUCAUGAAACGCCGUCACAGUCGUACGAACAAUUUGGUAUAGCAGUGACUACCGAUUCUACAGAUUUGCCUAGUCAAUCUGCUACAAAAUCAGAAAAUUCGAGAGAGCCUUCGCAAUCAAUAACGUACGAAACCAUGGAAACAGACGAAGAAGCAAUUGUUACAGAGCCACCAAGUCAAUCGUUUGAACAUUCAAAAAUUAACGAAGCUUCUCAAUCGUACGAAACUUCUGCAGAAGCAAGCACAAACGCGCCUACGCAGUCUUUUAACGAACUUUUGCAAAGUCAAGAGGAGAGAUCGACCGUGGACGAAGCAAUAGACGACCAAACCUUUCCCACGCAAAGCUACGAAGUUGGUAAAGCAGAAAAUAUUUCAGAAAAUCUAGAGACAGACACUGAAAUUAGUCAAGAAGGGAACAUGCCGUCUCAGUCUAAUGACAUUGGUGCUGACGGUAUUGGUACAUCCUCAGUUUCUACAAAUAAUUCUGGGCUUAACGAAGACGAAACAGCCAGUUCGUCUUAUGUUCCAGAAACUCCAGAGAAUCAAGAAAGAGAUCCAGAUCAAGAAAGUGCAAUAAGUACAUCAUCUUGUGAGAUUCCACCUUGCGCAGAAUUAAAUAUUGCGUCAUCUAGUGGAGAGCACAUAAGUAUCCAUGACAAUGGAAUACCUGAUAUACCUACAUCUUCGUAUAAUUUAAAUCCAGACAUUUCAUCAACUCACGUGGAUUCUGUACCAACUUCUAGUUUCGAGGAACAGAAUGUAUCUACUUCUUAUGAAGUGCCAAUCUCGAUGCCUGGCCUAGAAGAUACACCCUCCCAGAAUUUUGUUACUGAAAGCACAGAUCAUAGAAAUGAACCUUCUAGUUAUUAUGCCCAUCACCAAGAAGUAACAGCAAGUUAUUAUGAAUCAGUAGGUCAGGAAACAAAUUCUAGGCUGGGUGAGGAUCCUCAAGAGGUCACUCCGAGUUAUUACGAGGGUAACCCGCAAGAAGCAAGCCAGAGUUAUUUUACUCCGGAAGAAGCUACGCCGAGUUACUCCAGUCAUAAUGUUUCUCCUAGUUAUUACGAUCACAGACCAGAAAGUGAAGCAAGUCAAAGUUACUAUUCUGCAGAAAAAACAGAGCAAUCCUCACAGAAUAUUGAGGCUUCGCAAAGUUUUUAUCAGGAACAAUCGGAUGAAUUAAAAUUAAGGCAACAAGGAGAAGCUACUCCAACAUAUACAGAAAGAUACCCGGUUGAUUAUACAUUGGAGAAUUCACCAAUAGAAAGGCAUGAUCUUGUAGAAAGUUCUGUACCAGCCACCAGGCCUACAGAAAGGUAAUACAUUAUGAUAGGAAAUAGCAUUGUGCUAUAAGGAGAGUCCUUGUUUUCAUAGACAUUACAGCCAUUGAUUGAUAAACUCGAAUCUAUUUUCAAGUGUAAAUAUAAUAUUAAGAUGAUAAGUGACUAGAUAUAAGAUUAAAAUUAGAUUCUUAUUAUAAUUUAUAUCUCUAUGAAUAAAUAAAUAAAUAUAUAUAUACAUAUAUAUAUAUAUAUAUAUAUAAGUGUGUGUAUAUACAUAUAUAUACACACACCCACACAAAUACACGCAUGUAACGCAAUGCGUGUAUAUGUAUAUAUAUCGACAACGGAUAUAAUCCGUAAAUAGAAAUCGGUACGUAAGCAAUGUAAUUACAAAGAAGAAAUAUGGUUUUAUUACAAAGACACUAUGAUCUAAUUAUUUAAUGUAUUGAAAUAGUAUCACCAUUUCAAUAUAAUACAUUCGAAGUUUUUUUUUUCGAUCUCUAAGCUGAACACGUUAACAUUUCGGCAUGUAACAAAUUCAUUACUACUAUGCAUUUUUAAUUACUUUGCACAUGCAAUGUGUAUAUUGUAAAAUUUCGUUAUGGAUCAUUGGAGUAGUGGUAAGAUCUAUCGAUUACUUGUUUUAUUUUGUAAUUAUCGCAUCGAAAAUACGUUCGUGAUUUUAAUAAUUCAUUUUGCAGCCGUGCCAAACGAGUAAAUAUAAAACGACUGUAAAAUAUUUAUACUUUGUCGUAGUUCUUAUUAAAAAUGAUCAGAGUUAUAAGACUUUACUACUACUCCGUAGUGUCGAGUCGUAACGAGCGAUUUUUCGUCUGACACCCGAAGAACAUCAGCUCGAGUGAUUGUAUAAAAAUAAAUGCACAAUGUAUCUUCAAUAAAGUACCAGUAAUACACGCCUCAAAAUAUUUGUAAAAUACAAGUAAAGACUUUUUGGGCUAUCAUUUGAAGACUUAAUUUUUCAGAUAAGUUUUUUCACAAUCCUUUUCUUUCGCUCAAUAAGCUAUCUGCUGAUAGAAAUUUUUUAAUGUUGCAAUUAAUCACAGAUGCAAGUGAUUGAGCGGAUCAAGGAUCGUGUUAUUAGACAUACAGCGUUUACUUCGUAGGUAGUAGUUUACAUUAUGAGAAAUAAAGAAGCCUAUUAUUUCAAAUAUAAUGAUGUGUAAUCUGUGUGUUGAAGUGUAAAGGAUAAAAACGAUUUAUUAGGGAAUCUAUCGUGUUUGAGAUAAGUUUAUGCUCUUACAGAGAGUGAUUUUUAAAUAAAAUAUUUUAAGAAUUGUAAACAAUAUAACUUAAUUUCUGUUAAAUUAAAUUAAUCUAAAUAUUGCAUACUACGCGAGUGAAUAAAUUUGUACAAGAAUGAAUGAAAUUACAUUUUAAUGAUUCUUAAAUAUAUCUUAUAAAUCUCAAACAAGACGGAUUUGCCAACAUAUCCUAAUAGAAAUGAUUAUAUUAUAUUCUUUAUAAACUCAUGUUAUCAAAAAUAAAUCUGUUUUUAUUUCUCGUGGCGUUUUCAAUCACGUUCACGUGUGUAUAUAUUAUGUAUUAUGUUAUUGUGGGAUAGGGGAGGGGAGGGGGGGAGAGGGGAGAGAAAAAGUUAUUAAUGUCGCACUAAAAGGAAAAUACAAAGUUGGUAAAAUGUUUUGUUUCAACCAGAUCAAUAUUCUAAGAUGGACUGAAUUAUUAAUAUUUUUUAAUUGCUCUUUCAAUUCAAUUGAUACAUAUAUUUAUGCAUGUAUAUAUGUUCAUAUAUGUACCUACAUUAAUAUACAUGCAUAUAUAUCUUUCACUAGAAAGAGUUACACUACAAAAUUGUCUGUACCUAUAAAUAGUAUAUAAUACUGUGAGAUGGGGAAAAUAUAGUUACAUUUUCUAUAAAACCUUUCUGAUACAAUCGUAAGUUGGGAUAUGUGUGAUGCUUCAUUGAAGUAAUUCAAAUCUAAGUGACAUAAAGUGAUACUGCAUAAAUUAGCAUUGCUGCGUUCUUAUAUCAAUAACAAUUUGAUAUUUUCAUCACUAACACAAUUAUCUUUUUAUUUCUACAGUG